CUCUCACGGCAGACCUUCUCAGUCGGCGGAGGAGGGCGCCUCACCGCCGUUAGACACCCAAAUACUUUCUCUCCGUAUAGCGUCUGCGCGUCCCCCCUUUGAACGGGACUUGAUGAUGAGCGCCAAAUAACACGAACACCGUCUGCGAGAAACGAUCGGCCCCGAUUCAGUUAUUCGGGUGAUGUGAAGAAAGAAAAAAAAAGAAAAAGAAAAAGAAACUCGAGUGGAGAGAUCUUUUUACGCGACACGGGCCGAAGGGGGAAGCUGCAGGAGUCGUGCCUGUUGGAGCUGGCCGCUGACCAUCAAAUGACCAACUUCUGAAAAAAGUCGACCUGGGCUGUUCUUGCAGUUUCUUAGCUCGAAACUCCGCAGCAACAUCAUGGCCGUCUCGCUCUCCUCCGUCGUUUUGCUCCUACUCCUGAUUAUUGCUUUGAAUUGGCUACCCGCCCCAGGAUCUGCAUUUCUCAUAGACCGGGACCCCACGACGUCAUCAGCUACCCUGGAGCCACACUUCACAGACUGCAUCUCCAGGGACCAGGAGACUUUCCGUUGCUGGUGGAGUCCAGGCGGCUUCCACAACCUGUCCUCCCCUGGAACACUGAGAGUAUUUUACCUAAAGAAAGACUCCCCCUCUAGUGAAUGGAAGGAAUGUCCAGAGUACAUCCACAAAAACAGGGAGUGCUUCUUUGAUGCAAACCACACAUCCGUUUGGAUCCCCUACUGUGUUCAGCUUCGUGGACAAAACAUCACCUAUUUCAAUGAAGACGACUGCUUUACGGUGGAAAACAUUGUGCGUCCUGACCCGCCCGUGUCUCUGAACUGGACCCUGCUAAAUAUGAGCCCCUCUGGACUCAGUUACGACGUCUUAGUCAGCUGGGAGCCCCCGCCCUCGGCAGACGUUGGCGUGGGCUGGAUGCGCAUCGAGUAUGAGAUCCAGUACAGAGAGAGGAACGCCACCAGCUGGGAAGCGCUGGAGAAGCAGCCGCACACCCAGCAGACGAUCUACGGCCUGCAAAUAGGAAGAGAGUACGAAGUGCACAUCCGCUCCAGGAUGCAGGCCUUCGUUAAGUUCGGAGAGUUCAGCGACUCCAUCUUCAUCCAAGUGACGGAGAUUCCCAGCAAAGAUUCUACCGUCCCAUUCACUCUGGUUCUGAUUUUUGGGAUCGUGGGCGUCCUGAUAGUCAUCAUGGUGAUAGUGGCUUCUCAGCAGCAGAGAUUAAUGAUGAUACUCCUGCCCCCUGUUCCUGCACCCAAAAUCAAAGGCAUCGAUUCAGAAUUGUUGAAGAAGGGGAAACUGGAGGAGCUGAAUUUUAUCCUGAAUGGUGGGGGUCUAGAAGGCCUUCCAGCCUACGCAACAGAUUUCUACCAAGAGGAGCCAUGGGUGGAGUUCAUUGAGGUGGACGAAGAGGAUGCAGAGGGCGGAGAUAAGGAAGACAACUGCAGCUCAGAUACUCAGAGGCUACUAGGUCUCCCCCACAGGAAUACAGAGGGUUUCAGCGCCAUUAGCCCUCCUGACGAUGACUCGGGCCGGGCCAGCUGCUACGACACAGAUCUGCCGGAGCACGACACCCAGAUGCUCAUGGUGUCCCUGCUGCCAGGUCAACCCGAGGACGACGAGGCCUCCCCGGAUGCCCCAGCCUCGGAGACAAGCGAAAGGCCCCUCAUCCAAACUCAAAUCGGGGGGCCACAGACUUGGGUCAACACAGACUUAUAUGCCCAGGUCAGCAAUGUUAUGCCAUCUGGGGGGGUAGUGCUGUCCCCGGGCCAGCAGCCCAAAAUCCAGGAGAACAGCUCAGGUUCGGAGAGGGAAACGCAGAAAGGAGGAAAGCUGAGUGAGGAGGAGCAGAAGAAAAACGAGCCCCAGUUUCAGCUGCUUGUAGUGGUCCCAGAGGGAAGCGGCUACACCGGCGAGAACGAGGCCCGGCAGACCAGCACUCCCCCCAGCUCUCCGGUGCCUGGGUCAGGGUACCAAACCAUACAGCCUCAUGCGAUGGAGACCAAACCUGCAGCCACGACAGACGCCAGUCAGUCACCAUACAUUCUGCCCGAGUCACCCCAGUCUCAGCUCUUUACGCCUGUUGCAGACUACACAGUGGUGCAGGAGUUGGACACGCACCGCAGUUUGCUCCUCAACCCACCUCCCAGCCAGUCUCCCUCUUUGUGCCAGCAGCAGCAUCCUCUCAAAGCUCCAAUGCCCGUAGGAUACAUCACCCCAGACCUGCUGGGGAACCUGGCGCCGUGAGUGGACGGCGCCGUCAGACCUUAACUACAGGCGUUUGACAGGAAGUCAGUAUGCAGUGGCCCCGCCUGAUCCCUGAUGGAAACCAAAAAAAGUAAAUAGACUUCAAAACCUGCAGCACUCUGGAUGAAUACAUGUGCGCAGGUAUUCAGAGGAUGCUCAAGGGGAGAUACAACAAGUACCGUACACCUCAAUACGUUAUAAUCUCGUUGAGAGCUUAGUUUAUUUCAGCAAUUCAGUUCAAAAACUGAAGGUCAAAUAUUAAAUACGUCGAUUUCGCACAGAAUGAUAUAUUUCAAGCAGCUAAUGAAAGCAAGAAAUUCAGUUUCUCAGAAAGUUAAAACCUCCUUUAAUUUCAUUAUUAUUUGUCGGUCUGGUGUAAUGUUAAAUCCUUUUAAGGAACCUGAAUUCUGGGUUUUCGUUGACUGUAAUCAUCAAAAUUGAGAGCCAAACUUGAUAUACAUCAUUCUGUGUGUCAUGAGUGUACAUAAUAUAGGAGUUUUACCUGAAUUGACUCGCUGAACUCUAAACAAUAUUCAAAUUUAUUGAGAUGCACUGCAAACUAGUUUACUUUUACGUUUAUGUCUGCUUAAUCGCUGAUUUUGAGGCAGGAGCACCCGAGGAGCAACAUCACAAACAAUGCACACUUUGCAUCCAUGCAUGAUUGUAGUAUGGAAAAAAUUAAUAAUUCAAUGUGUGGAAAAUUGCCUUAGAUUGCCUUACAGUCUUAAUAUUAAAGGUGGAGUCAGUAUAUCGGUGAGGCGAAGACAAAACAGGUGGUAGCCAUGUUUUCUAACCACACCGUAAUCUGACUUGGACAGUAGUUGCCUUUCUGAGGCUUAUUGCCUGUCGCAUUUAACAUAUACUCCAAAGUUUCUUAUUUCCUCGUGUCACAAAUCUGUUAUUCACAAGAGAUAUAUUUUUAUACAAAGCAUUCAACUUUUAAACAGAGCUAUGCAGAUUUGAAUCUCUGACUUUGUUUCUUGCGAUAGAAGAGGAAAUACUCGUCGAUUUUAGCUGCACCAAAUGCCAACAGUCAAACCAAAGCUCGCGCGGGGGGGGGGG
Messenger RNA from Fundulus heteroclitus (mummichog), 3304 nucleotides. RefSeq names its product growth hormone receptor a (gene ghra). Gene Ontology annotation, cellular component: membrane. The transcript has 10 exons. The record is from RefSeq and is a predicted model, not a curated record. Gene Ontology annotation, molecular function: cytokine receptor activity; protein binding. NCBI's taxonomy places the organism in Eukaryota, Metazoa, Chordata, Actinopteri, Cyprinodontiformes, Fundulidae. Bases 380 to 2242 code for a protein of 620 amino acids.